UUAUUGUCAAUUUAAAAUUAUUUAUUUCAUUUAAUCAUUUUUGUUUUUCUGUCAUUUAAUAUUUGAGUAUAUUUGACUUGAUUGAAAUUUAAAAUGAGUUUGUCACACACUCGCAGUAUAUUGCAGCACUCGAGCAAAAUAUUGCAAUUCAGUAAUAGUCAGAUUUCUAAUAGUAUUCGUGGAUUGACUAUACCAAUUGUAGUAGAACAAACUGGUCGUGGGGAACGUUCUUACGAUAUAUUUUCUAGACUUCUUAAAGAACGUAUAGUUUGUGUUAUGGGAGAAAUCAAUGAUCAUGUUGCGUCAUUGGUAAUAGCUCAGUUAUUGUUUUUACAAUUUGAAAAUCAAAAAGCCACAAUCAAUAUGUAUAUUAACAGCCCUGGUGGUAGUGUUACAGCAGGUUUAGGCAUUUAUGACACUAUGAUGUACAUUAAGCCAGAUGUAUCAACUUGGUGCAUAGGACAAGCUUGUAGUAUGGGAAGUGUUUUAUUAGCAGCAGGAACAAAAGGUAAAAGGCAUGCGUUACCUCAUUCAAGGAUAAUGAUUCACCAGCCAUCUGGUGGAAUGCAGGGAAAAGCAUCAGAUAUGAAAAUUGUAACUGAUGAAAUUCUAAGGCUUAAAUCAUCGUUAAUUGACAUUUAUGGCAAACACACAGGAAUGCCUGCAGAUAAAAUCGAUGCUAGUAUGGAAUCGGAUCAUUUCAUGAGUGCAGACGAAGCUGUCACUUUUGGAUUGAUUGACAAAGUUGAACAACCGUCAAUAAAUUGAUUUUAUGUACUAUUGUAUUUUUCCUGUAUAUUUUAUUCUUGUUAAUAUUGUAUACCAAUUUACUAAA
Messenger RNA from Diuraphis noxia (Russian wheat aphid), 835 nucleotides. RefSeq names its product Caseinolytic protease proteolytic subunit (gene ClpP). Gene Ontology annotation, molecular function: ATPase binding; serine-type endopeptidase activity; ATP-dependent peptidase activity. Lineage: Eukaryota; Metazoa; Arthropoda; Insecta; Hemiptera; Aphididae. Gene Ontology annotation, cellular component: endopeptidase Clp complex. The record is from RefSeq and is a predicted model, not a curated record. Gene Ontology annotation, biological process: protein quality control for misfolded or incompletely synthesized proteins.